AGCUUUUUGAAUUCCAUUGUUAGUUUCCUGUAUCCCUGCUGAUGAGAUAGCUAACUGUAUUCCCUUGGUCAUCGAGAUAUGUUGCCGCCAUUGACGACGGCUACGCCUGCCUCCUCGUGCCUGGCGUCAGGUGGAGCGAUACGCCGUGAAUACUUCACCAAGCAUUGUCACAUUUCCAGGUCUUGUGGAGGAUCAUGUUUCCCAAAAACUUCAAGAUGUUCAUUGCAUUUCAAUUUCAAUGGUCGAACUUGUUCCCGAAUCGGAAGAGUGAAGACCAGGUGCCUGCACCACCAACAACAUAUAGUUCCCAACAUUACAUCAGACAUUUCAGAUGGCACCCGCCAAGAGCACAAUGAUGUCUUGAAAGCAACCUUGAUAUGGAGGGCGAUUAAGUUGCCGAUUUACUCGGUGGCUCUGGUUCCUUUGACUGUAGGUGGUGCAGCUGCUUAUUUGCAGACAGGCUUGUUUUCAGCUAGGCGCUAUAUCGUGCUCUUGGUAUCUUCAGUUCUUAUCAUUACUUGGCUCAAUCUAAGCAAUGAUGUCUACGAUUUUGAUACCGGAGCAGACAAGAACAAAAAGGAAUCGGUAGUAAAUUUGGUUGGCAGCCGCUCAGAACCCCUUAUUGCUGCCUACUUGUCGCUUGCCAUUGGCUUUAUCGGGCUGUCUUGGGUAUCUGUAGAUGCAGGAAGCAUGCGUUCAUUGAUCCUACUCGCUUUUGCAAUCUUUUGUGGUUAUGCUUAUCAGUGCCCACCAUUCCGAUUAAGUUACCAAGGAUUGGGAGAGCCUUUGUGCUUUGCAGCUUUUGGCCCGUUUGCUACCACUGCUUUCUACCUGUUGCUUGGCAGCACAAGCGGGACAAUCUUCCUCCCCUUGACACGCACGGUGCUUUCAUCAUCACUACUCGUAGGUUUGACAACUAGCCUUAUUCUGUUUUGUAGCCAUUUCCAUCAGGUUGAAGAAGAUAUAGCCGUCGGGAAAAUGUCACCUUUGGUAAAGAUGGGCACUGAGAGAGGUUCAAUGGUUGUCAAAGGAGCGGUCUUCGCACUCUAUUCUCUUUUAUUUGUUCUCGGUCUAUUCAGAACCCUUCCAAUAACUUGCAUUGUUCUUUGUGCCCUGACCUUACCUAUAGGGAAACUGGUAGUUAACUUUGUCAAAGAGAACCACGAGGACAAAGGGAAGAUCUUCAUGGCAAAAUAUUACAGUGUGAGAUUGCAUGCUUUAUUUGGAGCUGCAAUGACUGCAGGGCUUGUUUCAGCUAGGAUACUAGGCAAACCAGUCGGCGUAUAACACUACAAGAUGUUCAGACGACACUCCGUCGUGUACCAGAACUU
Hibiscus syriacus is the source of this 1331-nucleotide messenger RNA. Its product is annotated as 2-carboxy-1,4-naphthoquinone phytyltransferase, chloroplastic-like. NCBI's taxonomy places the organism in Eukaryota, Viridiplantae, Streptophyta, Magnoliopsida, Malvales, Malvaceae. Gene Ontology annotation, molecular function: prenyltransferase activity. Gene Ontology annotation, cellular component: membrane. The transcript is spliced from 11 exons. Bases 79 to 1287 code for a protein of 402 amino acids. The record is from RefSeq and is a predicted model, not a curated record. Gene Ontology annotation, biological process: phylloquinone biosynthetic process.